Messenger RNA from Merops nubicus (carmine bee-eater), 1108 nucleotides. Its product is annotated as ubiquitin-conjugating enzyme E2 N. The annotation marks the transcript as partial. The transcript is spliced from 3 exons. Gene Ontology annotation, biological process: protein K63-linked ubiquitination; DNA damage tolerance. Gene Ontology annotation, cellular component: nucleus. NCBI's taxonomy places the organism in Eukaryota, Metazoa, Chordata, Aves, Coraciiformes, Meropidae. The record is from RefSeq and is a predicted model, not a curated record. Gene Ontology annotation, molecular function: ubiquitin conjugating enzyme activity.
AUGGGUUGUAUCUGCUACAUUGCCUCUUCUCCUCCUUCUUCUUCCAGGAGACGCAGCGUUUGCUUGCGGAGCCGGUCCCUGGCAUAAAAGCAGAGCCGGAUGAAAGCAAUGCACGUUACUUUCAUGUGGUCAUUGCAGGCCCACAGGAUUCCCCCUUUGAGGGUGGGACAUUUAAACUUGAACUAUUUCUCCCCGAAGAAUAUCCCAUGGCAGCUCCUAAAGUACGUUUCAUGACCAAAAUUUACCAUCCCAAUGUAGACAAGCUGGGAAGAAUAUGUUUAGAUAUUUUGAAAGAUAAAUGGUCCCCAGCUUUGCAGAUCCGCACAGUUCUGCUCUCAAUCCAGGCUUUGUUAAGUGCUCCUAAUCCAGAUGAUCCAUUAGCAAAUGAUGUAGCGGAGCAAUGGAAGACCAAUGAAGCCCAAGCCAUAGAAACAGCGAGAGCAUGGACUAGGCUAUAUGCCAUGAAUAAUAUUUAAAUGCGCUUUGAAAAUGGAGUGUGCAUCCCUUCUGCCAAGACCUCUUCCUUUUUUGUUUGCAUUUAAUGGACACAGUCUUAGAAACAUUACAGAAUAAAAGCCCAGGCAUCUUCAGUCCCUUGGUGAUUAAAUGCACAUUAGCAAAUCUGUGUCUUGUCCUAAUUCACUGUUGUACCGCAUGAGCAGAGGCUAGAAGUAUCAUCCGGAUUGUUGUGUGAAGUUGUUUGAAAGCAGCAGCACAUCUCUGCUUUGAAUCAUUUUUCCCAUGGUUUAAGUAUAAGCACUGUGAAUGAAGGUAGGCAGGGUUAGCUGCGGGGCUUUUCGUUUUAAUUUUGUGGGCUCCUCCUCCCUUUUUAUGGUGAUGCUAAUUGCAUUGGUAAAAGCAGCUAACGAGUUAUACUUUAGAAUAUACCCUCUAGCCCAGUCUAACUUAGACACUGUAGAUGGACAAGCUUCGUUGUUUGAACAAAACCCGGGAACAUUAAACAUCCGUCACCUUCACUAAUAAUAUUGUGAUUCUGCUGUUGAGUGUAGAAAAAAAAAUCCCUCCAAGAAGAAGCUUGUGACCAUUUUGUAUGGCUUAUCUGGAAAAUCUGUAAAUCUUAUUUAGUAAAAUAUUUUUUGUUAUUCUA